Messenger RNA from Laetiporus sulphureus 93-53, 3403 nucleotides. Its product is annotated as acetyl-CoA synthetase-like protein. NCBI's taxonomy places the organism in Eukaryota, Fungi, Basidiomycota, Agaricomycetes, Polyporales, Laetiporaceae. The record is from RefSeq and is a predicted model, not a curated record. The coding region runs from base 1 to 3267 and encodes 1088 amino acids. Gene Ontology annotation, molecular function: phosphopantetheine binding. The transcript is spliced from 18 exons.
AUGCACCCACGUCGCAGUCUCCCGAAGCCACCCCAAACUCAGGCCCGCACCAGCACGACGUUCUGUCCACCACCGUUGGAUGGCUCGUUAACGUUGCCCGAGAUCUUUGACUGGCAUUUGGAUCACACUCCCGACCAUCGCUUGUUUCUCUUUGCAAAAGAUGACGGGAGCAUCAGAACUAUUUACUGGCCUGAAGGAGUAAGAGCCAUCUAUGCAGGUGCCAAGGUCAUCAAGGAUCAUGUAGGAGCAAACGUCCAAAACGAUGACGUCCCAAUCGUAGCCAUACUAGCUCCCUCAGAUGCGAUCCCAUAUUUCACGAUGACGAUGAGCAUCAUGCGCGCAAACUGCAUCGCGUUCCCCAUCUCUCCACGGAACUCGCCUCUCGCCGUGGCGCACCUGGUCAGCAAAACCGGCGUGCGCCACAUCCUUGUGGGACGCGAGCAGGCCACGACGGACCUCGCUAACGAGGCGAUUCAAAUCCUCAAAUUGCAACAUCCGUCCGUGGCGUUGCCAGAAUUGUCCCCGAUGCCCUUGUUAGAGGAGCUGUUCUUGCCACCCGAGGAACAGCUAAGCGGUGACCUCGUAAAGUACAGAUACAGAGGCCCGGAUGCCACCGCGAUCAUCUUGCACUCUUCCGGGUCGACUGCGUUCCCUAAGCCCGUCUACUGGACAAACCACCGCUUUCUCCAGCUAUGCCUCAUCCCGUACUUCGGCGAACGCGACCUCACAGACCAGGUUUUCUCCUUGCACGUGAUGCCGAUGUAUCACGGCAUGGGUAUAUUGCAGUUGUGCUGGACUGCCUCGUCCGGUUUGGUCAUCAGCUCGUUUGAGCCAAAGUCGCCUGCUCCGGUACCCACUCCCGAUGCUCUCUUCACGGCAGCAAAGGCGACUAAUAGCGACAUCAUAUUCUGCGUGCCGUCGUUCAUCGAGGCUUGGUCUCGCAAUCCUGAAUAUGUAAAAUGGCUCUCCACUCGCCAAGGGGUGCUGUUCGGCGGUGGACCCCUAAACAAAGAGGCAGGCGACUACUUGACGUCCCAGGGAGUGUCCAUCUUCAUUCUAUACGGCUCGACGGAAGGUGGUAUCAUGAGUUGCAUUUGUCCUCCAGAAAAGGUUGGAUAUGACUGGGACUACUUCCGCUUGCCCGAUCUCGUCACACCGGAGAUGCAGCCCUACGGGGACAACACGUUCGAGUUCGUCAUGGUGUCCAACGACUUUUGCAGGCCGAGCGUUCUGAAUACGAAAGUGAACGGCGUGGAUGGGUACGCUACUUCGGACCUCCUGGCACCUCACGCGACGAAGCCGGGAUACUGGAGGAUCUUUGGCCGUACCGACGACCAGAUCAUGCAUAACACGGGCGAGAAGACGAAUCCGGGGCCUCUGGAGAACAUGCUUAACCAAGAUCCGCACGUUCUUGCUUCCGUCAUGUUCGGUCGCGGUCGCUUCCAAGCAGGCGUCCUUGUAGACCCGAAGCCGGAGUACAAGUUUGAUCCCUCAGAUCAGAGCAAGCUGGCCGAGUUCAGGAAUAUGAUAUGGCCUACCAUUGAACGCAUGAAUGCAUAUGCCCCUCAACAUUCUCGUCUGUUCAAAGAGAUGAUUUUGGUAUCAAAGCCAUCGAAGCCGUUCACGUAUACAGCGAAGAACACAGCACGACGUCAAGCCGUGAUCGAUGAUUACGAGGAGGAGAUCAAUGCGGCAUACGACUUAGUGGAGGAAAGCACGCAAUCUAGCAUCCCGCCUCCGCGUCGUUGGGACAUUGUGACUACUACGAAAUUCGUGAGGGCCGUGGUCAGCAAAAUAUCGGUUCAUCAUGUACAAGAUAGUGAUGAUCUCUUCGAGCAUGGAUGCGAUAGUCUGCAGGCUACCUGGAUCCGAAACUCUUUGCUGCGCGCGUUGCGAGAGUCAGCGCAACUUGACACGCGCACGAUCACUGGGAACUUCGUAUACGACCACCCUACCAUAAAUCGUCUCGCUGCGUUCAUCUUAUCCCUCGCAUCGGGGAGCAGUCACAAUGUUGGCUUCAAGGACACACGAGCUACGGCAAUGCGCGCCAUGGCUGCAGAGUACAGCGGGCAGUUCCCAGCUCGUCCCAUCGAUGCCAAAGUACCUCGCCCAGAAGGACAAGUCGUGUUGGUGACUGGCACCACGGGCAGUUUGGGCUGUCACCUGCUGUCUCGUCUUGUCUCGGACUCUGAAGUCUCGCGCAUCUACGCACUGAACAGAGCUGCCAGGGAUAAAACAUCGCUGCUGGAUAGGCACCGAAAUGCUUUACGCGCUCAAAGUCUCUCUGCCAAUCUGCUAGAAUACGAGAAGUCUUUUCUACUUGAAGGCGACCUUACCGAGGAUAAUUUCGGUCUCCCUUUCGAGGUUUAUGAAGAGAUGCAUCGAUCUGUGACGCAUAUCAUUCACAACGCUUGGCGCGUAGACUUCAAUUUAGCCCUGACAUCGUUCCAGUCGAACGUGAAGGGUGUUAGGGCCCUAAUAAAUUUCGCUCUCACGUCUCCUUUGGCUGAAACCCCUCGCAUCAUCUACACUAGUUCCAUCGGUGUCUUUCAAAACUUUAAUGAGGAUGCACUGCAACUCGAAGAACCUAUUGAAGCGGAAGCCGCCGUUGGAUCCGGCUACUCCGAAUCAAAGUGGGUAUCAGAACACAUACUAUAUGAGGCCGCGAGGAAGACGCCUCUAAGCUGCCUCAUCGUCCGCGUGGGUCAGCUGUGCGGAAGCAUUGACGGCGCAUGGAACAUCCACGAGUGGUUCCCAUCGCUAGUGGAGAGCACUACGAAGUUGAAAUGCUUCCCGGAAGACCAUAGGGUCGUCGACUGGGUUCCCCUCGAUGUGGCCGCACAGGCCAUGGUGGAGUUUACCAAAGCCUCCCACGAUUAUAUAGUAGUUCAUCUCGUGCAUCCGCACCCGGUAUCAUGGUCUUCAAUUGCUAACAGCCUUUCUCGCGAACUCUCAGUGUCGUUGGUGGAGUACACGGAGUGGCUGGCACGGCUGGAGAGCCUGCUGGAUUCGUCCCACAGCGAAUCGCUGGAGGAGGUUGAGGCGCUCCGCGAUAUGCGAGCUCUCCGUCUGCUUCCAUUCUUCAGAGGCCUGGCCAGAACGCGUGGUGGGAACGCUCUGGGCUUCCCGGAGCUGGCGGUGGAAAAAGCGAAGAACCUGUCGCCGACGCUCGCGAACGGCGCCCCAUUGACCGCUGACGAUGCUGUGAAAUGGCUCACCUACUGGCGUGGCAUCGGCCUCCUACCUACGUUGCGAACGGGCCUAUGAUUUCGUUCACUCCUAGUAAUUUAGGCAUACAUAUACAGUGAGCCACAAAACUGUUGCAAUGUUUGCAACAGUUGCAUUGUUUGGCUUAUAUCUCAGAAACCAAAAUAGUUAAAUAUGCAAACAUAUAUAUCGUUAG